AUGAUUAUCCCCAUUCGGUGCUUCUCGUGCGGCAAGGUGACCGGCGAUCUUUGGGAGCGCUAUCUCAAGCUCCUGGAUGACAAUAUCCCGGAUGGUGAUGCGAUGGAUCAGCUCGGUUGCAAGCGGUACUGCUGCCGCCGCAUGAUCAUGACUCAUGUCGACCUGAUUGAGAAGCUGCUCAAGUACACGCCCGACGGCCGCAGCGAGAAGAAGAUUGCCCUUGCCAACUCAUAG
Molecule: messenger RNA, 234 nt
Organism: Sporothrix brasiliensis 5110
Lineage: Eukaryota; Fungi; Ascomycota; Sordariomycetes; Ophiostomatales; Ophiostomataceae
Product: DNA-directed RNA polymerases I, II, and III subunit RPABC5
Exons: 3
Coding region: 1-234 (77 amino acids)
Biological process (GO): tRNA transcription by RNA polymerase III; transcription by RNA polymerase I; transcription by RNA polymerase II
Cellular component (GO): RNA polymerase II, core complex; RNA polymerase III complex; RNA polymerase I complex
Molecular function (GO): DNA binding; zinc ion binding; DNA-directed RNA polymerase activity
Source: RefSeq, a predicted model, not a curated record